Messenger RNA from Serpula lacrymans var. lacrymans S7.9, 675 nucleotides. RefSeq lists its product as uncharacterized. The record is from RefSeq and is a predicted model, not a curated record. The transcript has 7 exons. The coding region runs from base 1 to 675 and encodes 224 amino acids. NCBI's taxonomy places the organism in Eukaryota, Fungi, Basidiomycota, Agaricomycetes, Boletales, Serpulaceae.
AUGGCACCUAAUAUCUUGUUUGUAUUUACCUCUACCGAUAGGACUCUUACCGGUGCUCCCACAGGGUGGUAUCUUCCAGAGGCCGCUCACCCUUACUAUGUCCUUUCCCCUCAUUUCAACAUUGAAUUCGCAGCUCCUGCUGGCCCUAACCCGCCUGUGGACCCAGCCAGUGUACAGAUGUUCCAAGAUGACGUCAAGUUCUUGGAGGAUGCCAAUGUGCAGUCGCUGCUCGCCAAAGCAAAGAAGCUUACCGACGUUAAAGUAGAUGACUACGAGGCCAUCUUCUAUAUUGGAGGACAUGGUCCAGUCAUUGAUCUUGCUGUUGACCCCGCCAAUAUCAAGCUCGCAUCCGAGUUUUAUCGUGCAGGGAAACUGACGACUGCAGUCUGCCAUGGUCCAGCAGCACUAGUCGGAGCUACCGAUGCAUCCGGGAAAUCUAUCUUCGCAGGGAAGGCCUUUACAGGUUUCUCCAACGUUGAGGAAGAACAAGUCGGCAAAGUCAAGGAUAUCCCUUUCCUUCUCGAGGAUAAAAUAACUUCUCUCGGAGGAAAGUACGAGAAAGCAACAGCGCCAUGGGGGGCCAAGGUAGUUGUUUCUGGGCAUCUCAUCACCGGUCAGAAUCCCGCAUCCGCUCAACCUAUUGGAGAGGCUAUCCUGAAAGCACUAAAAUCCUAA